UUUUCGAAAGGCACUCGCGCUUGGGCUUGGAUUCCUCGUCUAGGGUUUUUCUAGCUGGUGCUAGAUCGCCGAUCGAUGGAAGGACGGCGGCGCUGGCGCCAAUGUAUAUGCAUUUCAGUCGCCAGAGAGGAGCGAAAUCUUGGAGCGAUGGCGCAGCAUCGGCAUAUACAGCAGGUUUUCUUCGCAGUGCGAGAUGAAAGGAAGUAAGUUCAUCGCCACGGCCGCUCUGGACAGUGGACGAUGAACAAGGCGCAUUGGCAUUUCUCUCCCAGGUCUAGAGAAAAUCGCGAUCUCAGCUCAUUCUUUUGUUUGCAAGGUCUUGGAUCCACGGGCAACUCACGAGUGCUGGGCUUACAAGCUUGGAUCAAAGAACGCUAUCGUGUUAGCGAUGGUGGAGAGCCUGGAGGAACGGCAGGACGGCCAAUCUAUGCUGCCAUAGAAAAUUCUGGUGUGGAUGGAGUUAUGGUCGUUGUCAGGAGGUACUUUGGUGGAACGAAGCUUGGAACUGGAGGACUCGUUCGAGCUUAUGGAGGAAUCGCUGCUGACUGCCUCAAAGACGCACCGACGCACAUUGUCAAAGCAAAGAUCUCCCUGGUUCUCAAGUUUGGGUUUGAUCAUCUUGGAGCUGUGUACCCUCUUCUUCAGCUUCACGGAGCCGAGAACAUUAAAGAAAGCUAUGACGAAGAUGAUGAAAGUAGCAGUGUAGAAAUCCAACUCUCGCUCGAUGCUGGUAGAGCUGACGAACUUGAAAGCUCUCUCACCAAUGCAUGCAGAGGAGGCAUCACAAUUCAACGAGCUACAACAACCAACUCCUAGAGGAAAAGCUUACCGCUGGAGCUUCAGACACAUUUACUCUCCUGGCUACUAGCCGCAGACGUAGCAUGGUCCAAGCUGGUAUGCAAGCACUGGGCUCGCAUGCUGGAUGAUCCGAGUUUCAGGCUCCUGUGGAGACAAAAUG
Molecule: messenger RNA, 958 nt
Organism: Selaginella moellendorffii
Lineage: Eukaryota; Viridiplantae; Streptophyta; Lycopodiopsida; Selaginellales; Selaginellaceae
Product: IMPACT family member in pol 5'region
Exons: 6
Coding region: 241-816 (191 amino acids)
Biological process (GO): regulation of translational initiation
Cellular component (GO): cytoplasm
Source: RefSeq, a predicted model, not a curated record